Messenger RNA from Botrytis fragariae, 540 nucleotides. RefSeq lists its product as uncharacterized. The transcript has 2 exons. Lineage: Eukaryota; Fungi; Ascomycota; Leotiomycetes; Helotiales; Sclerotiniaceae. Bases 1 to 540 code for a protein of 179 amino acids. The record is from RefSeq and is a predicted model, not a curated record.
AUGCUCACCGAAAGUCAUAGGCAAAGAAACUGGCGUCAGGGAGAUGUUGUCAGAAAUAGAGGUGCUGCACGACCUAUUGCUACAAGAGCAGCACGUCAUCGUGCCGCUGUUAGAGCUAACAAAUUUCAACCGCGAAUCAGAUUGAACCUUAUAAAUAGGGAACCAUCUCUACCAGCAGGGACUGGGUCGGAGUUGUCUAUAGCCGCACAAGCAGCGCGCACUACACAAAUAUUACGGGCUUUUAGCAGACCGACUGAUGAAUUGAGGAGACGUAUUUUAGAGCCGGAAGCGGCGAAUAACGGAUUGUGGACUCAGGUCUCAGAGUUCGCGGAGGCGGAGACGAAGCGAGAAGUAGAGACCGAUGGAUUGAGGGGACGUAAGUCAGAGUUGGAGACGGCGAAUAAUGGAUUGACGGCCAAGGUAGUCGAGCUAGAGCGCGCUGCAACUGAUCAAGCAAUAGAGAAGCUGAUUUUGAAAGAUCGCACUGAACUGCUGGAGGCAACCCUGGCCACCAGAAACAGACAGAGGAGACGCGAGUAA